ACGAAACUGACGAUUCGGAGUUUCCCGAGAACACCGAUCAACCUCUUUAAAACAGAGAGAAAGCAGUCGCGAUACUCUAGGAAUGUAUGGGCUGGGAUUGAUUGACUCGCCUUUAAGUCUUAGUUACAGACAUUGUCUUGCAUCAUAUUUCUGACCUUUGACGCAGAUACAACUGCACUUGAACUCAACACCAGCUGAGGCCACUGCAGAAAUGUCUAAACCGCUGCUUAUACCGUGGCUGCGGACCAAGAUUAACAGCGGCCAGUAUGACGGUGUCCAGUGGACCAACCCGGAAGAAACAGAGUUCUCCGUCCCAUGGAAACACGCUUUAAGACAGGACUCCUCCAACACGGACAUCCUCAUCUUUAAGGCCUGGGCAGAGACGAGUGGCAAUGGCCGAGCUCCCGGAGACCAUUCAGUCUGGAAGAGGAACUUCCGCAGCGCCCUCCGAGCAAAAGGCUUCAAGCUGAUCUCAGACAAUAAGAACGACGGCGCUAACCCCCACAAAGUGUUUCGCUGGCCGCAGGUGUCAGCUUCAGGAGCUAACUCUGCUGCUGGAUCCCAGGAACAAGAUGAUCCCGAUUUGUCUGAAUAUUUUCCCCUUCCUACACAAGAGAGCCAGGUCGUCCCAAACUUCGAAGACUAUCUCUAUCUUCCAGAAGACACUGUGUUUGCAGCAGAACACCCCAGCCAUCAUGAUAUUCUGCAGGAGUGUCUGAUGGGACUGAACAUUGGCCCGGACACAGAGGGCACUGCAGGCUUUGAGCUUCCUCCUGAGCAACAGCAGCUCCAGAACCCGGCUGUGAUUGGUGGACAUGCGUUGCCUGGGCAACAGCAGUUUCCAGCGAUGUAUGAGGGUGAAGCUGGGUUGCCUGAGCAACCGGCAGGACCAAUAGAGGGAGCUGUAGGCGGGGCUUAUGACGAGCAGUUUGCUGAGCAUUUCAAACAUUCUGUGAACAACACCAGAGAUGGAGAACAUUUCAAGACACAUUUCAGGAUAUCCGUGUACUACAGAGGGGUGAAGGUGUUGGAGCAGCUGGUUGACAAUGAAGUUGGAAUCCGCUUGGUCUACAGGCCUCAACUCACAGGGACAGUUUUGGAUCCCGAGUCCGGCCUGUCGCUCGUCUCUCUGCCAAGUCCUGGAGCCAUGCUGGAUCAAACCCAGGCCAACCUGACCCAGCGCAUCCUGGACAAGCUGGGCGAGGGUUUGGACGUCGGAGAGUCGGGCAGUGUGGUCUACGGCCAGCGGCGGGGUGAAAUCAAAGCAUUUUGGAGCCGCUCCAAAUUUGACGAGAGCAGACAGCCGCAAGAGAUUUCUAAACUGCAGCCUCAACCACUGUACAUGUUCAAGGAAUUUAUCCAAGGUAUAUUGGACUUCAUAAAUGGGAAGGAAUCCCCUCCCAGCUCCCUGUUCUUCUGCCUCGGGGAGAAGUGGCCGGAUAAAGACAACAGGCCUUGGGAUAAGAAACUCAUCACAGUGGAGGUGGUCCUGACUUCGAUGGAGCAGCUGAAAAAUAUGGCUGUUGUAGGCGGCGCCUCCUCGCUGCAGUCUGUGGAGCUGCAGAUGUCUCUGGAGGAGAUGAUGGACCAGUGCUGACGCACUUUGCUCAUUGUUUACCCUUUUUGUGUCCUUUACCUUGCCGAGAACAUCUCAGAAAUAAUAAUGUUUACAUAUUUUACGAGCAUUUCGUUUUACGCAUUUUCGUUUUACUAAUAGAUCAGGUAAAAUAGUGGUGUAAAUAAUUGCUCUGUUGUUGUUUUUACUAUAAAUAUGUGCUUUACAUAUAAUAAUCAGGCUCUUAUCACAGAGUUCUGAUUGGAUAUUUUAUACUUAUUUUUGCUGUUAGUGUUUCUGGGAAUUUAAACCACCUCUUCCAUAAUGUGCUGCUCUCUGAUGCAAAGAAACUGAGAUAAAUAAAUGCUCUUAAACAGGCUUUUCA
Molecule: messenger RNA, 1940 nt
Organism: Notothenia coriiceps (black rockcod)
Lineage: Eukaryota; Metazoa; Chordata; Actinopteri; Perciformes; Nototheniidae
Gene: irf3
Product: interferon regulatory factor 3
Exons: 11
Coding region: 212-1597 (461 amino acids)
Biological process (GO): immune system process; regulation of transcription by RNA polymerase II
Cellular component (GO): nucleus
Molecular function (GO): DNA-binding transcription factor activity, RNA polymerase II-specific; protein binding; RNA polymerase II cis-regulatory region sequence-specific DNA binding
Source: RefSeq, a predicted model, not a curated record